AUGCAGGAAGCUGGAAGUGGAGAAAGAAUAGCAGACCGUCAAUGUUGGGAGUGUCUCAAACGACGCCUGGUGUGCGAUCGUACCCUGCCGCUAUGCAAGAAGUGUCCCAAGGCUGGCAAGGAGUGUCCCGGAUAUAACGAACAAAAGCCAUUGCAGUGGUUAGAGCCGGGCAAAGUGUCUCUACGGCCGAGGAAGAGGAACAGUCCACCAAAGAAUUUCACCUUCCGACCAAGGACCUCCGGAACGAGCGCGGCAAUCGUCGCGAGCGUGCCAGUCGCUGCUCCUUGUGAGCCUAGCGAGCCUGGUCUAGCGGGGUCAAUCUCGCAAGAACCGUGCCUGACCCUCGCAUACCCGCUUUUCGAAAGAUCUCCGAUCACUUCAGAGGCUAUCGAACUAUACGAGAGUCAUCUCGCAAGCUUGUUGGUGCAAGGAGAUAAAGCAGCAUGGUGGCAUGAUCUUGAUGUUGAGAAGCGGGUGAAGCACAUCACAGUGAUGGCUACCGAGGCUGCAGCUGCUUCUGGAGUCGGCGAACGUAUCAUGCGAAUCGGCAACCAAGAUCAGAUCAAGGAAGUCGUAGAAAGGGGCCAGUACUGGGAAGCUGCGUUACUGUUGCAGUCUAAUCGGGAUCCUCUCGCUAAGAUACAACGACUGCUUCGAGUCAUGCAGGCGAACAAACUACCUUCGUAUGACUUCUUGUCGGAUGAAACAUGCGAGGUAGUGCAUGCUGUCAACUACUUUAACACCAGGAUAUACCCAUAUAUCAAGGAAACUGACGCCUUGGCACCCAACCCAGCGAUAAUCCGCUUCCCCGUAUGGGCAUUGCACGUCUUGCCCCCUGCGGUGCACUAUACCACUGUCUGCUUAAGUAUAAACCAUUAUAUGCACUCGUUACCCCCGGGAUCGAGUGGUAUGGUGAUUGGAGAAAAGCGACUGAAGAUUUACAACUACCGGGGCCUUGCCAUCCGUGCCCUUAACGAGAGCAUAGCGCACAAGGAGACCCGCAGCAGCGAUCUCACUAUUACUAGCAUACUCAUGUUUAUGGCGAUGGAGGUACACGACUCCAAAGAUGGAGACUGGAGGUCUCAUGCGGACGGUAUGAAGCAAUUGAUAGAUAUACGUGGUGGUUUUGAAUCCCUCCUACGAACAGCACCUCAUCUGACCUCAGCGCUAGUGGUAUUUGUGAUCAUAGUAACGUUUUCGAACACUCUUGGUCCGGUAUCACGUCAACUCAAUAUCACGGAGCCGCUUGAGCAGCACAUUAAGGAAGUGGAGAAGGUGUAUAGCCUUGUCUUGCCUUACACAUUGUGUCCGGUAACGCUGUUCAUCGACAUCAUUCGCAUUAAUCGACUACGUCAGGAAGUCGCCCUCUCGUCCUUUGCGGACCAGUACCAGCAUACCUUGAAUGUCCAAAACAUUCUCGCUCGUAUCGAGGGUUUUAUUCCUGGAGAUUGGGCGCAAGCCGGUGAGAAUCAAGAUGACUGGCAGCUGAUUGGUUCAAUCUAUCAAUCUGCUAUAGCACUUUACUGCAUCAUGUCACUGCAGGCUCUCGCGGCUCUUCCUGCUAGCACCGAGAUGAAUAGUAUGCGCACUGACCAUGCGAAGCAUUUAUUGGAAAAUAUGAAGGCUGCCAUACGUUUGAAACAGCUGAAGAAAAUUGCGAUGUUUCCGUUGUGUGUACUUGGAGUGGAAGCGGGGUAUCACGACCAACAAUGUACUCGACAGUGGAUUGAACGACAAUUAGAAGCAAACGCUCGACUUCUUGGUACCAGCAGCCCUCUGAAAGCGCGGGCGGUACUCAGGCGAUACUGGCGGCGGAAGAGGCCCGGCUGGGAUGAGUGUUUCGACGAACCAUUUACGAUCCUUGUGCCAGCAGGUGCUUGCUAA
Alternaria arborescens is the source of this 1884-nucleotide messenger RNA. RefSeq lists its product as hypothetical. NCBI's taxonomy places the organism in Eukaryota, Fungi, Ascomycota, Dothideomycetes, Pleosporales, Pleosporaceae. The record is from RefSeq and is a predicted model, not a curated record. The transcript is spliced from 5 exons. Gene Ontology annotation, cellular component: nucleus. Gene Ontology annotation, biological process: positive regulation of transcription by RNA polymerase II. Gene Ontology annotation, molecular function: DNA-binding transcription factor activity, RNA polymerase II-specific; zinc ion binding; transcription cis-regulatory region binding. Bases 1 to 1884 code for a protein of 627 amino acids.